AUGAAAAUCCAACUUUUCUUAGCAUUUCUUUUCUCAUUGCUCCUAAUAGUCCCUUGUUUCGCUCAGAAUUUUGCUUGUGACAAGAACAUUCCUGAAACGAGCCAAUUUCCCUUCUGUAACACAUCCCUUUCUUAUGAGAACAGAGCCAAGGAUCUUAUCUCGCGCUUGACAUUAAAGGAAAAGGUGCAACAACUAGGAAAUCAUGCUGCUGGAAUUUCCCGGCUGGGUGUCCCUGCUUACGAAUGGUGGUCUGAGGCACUUCAUGGCGUGGCAAAUGUCGGUUAUGGUGUACACUUUAAUGCGACAGUACCUGGUGCCACUAGCUUCCCAGCAGUGAUUUUGUCUGCUGCUAGUUUUAACACAACAUUAUGGUUUAAGAUGGGACAAGUGGUGUCAACUGAGGCCCGAGCCAUGUACAAUGUCGGUUUAGCUGGGUUGACUUAUUGGAGUCCCACUAUUAAUGUGUUUCGUGACCCAAGGUGGGGUCGAGGCCAAGAGACACCAGGGGAGGAUCCUUUGGUGGUGUCAAAAUAUGCUGUGAAUUAUGUUAGGGGCUUGCAAGAAGUUGGUGAAGAAGGGAAUUCCACUCGUAACAGCCUUAAGGUAUCAAGUUGUUGCAAGCAUUAUACUGCUUAUGAUCUUGACAACUGGAAAGGUUUUGAUCGGUUUCACUUUGAUGCCAAGGUGACAAAGCAGGACCUAGAGGACACAUUUCAACCACCAUUUAGAAGCUGUGUAGAGGAGGGUCACGUGAGUAGUGUGAUGUGUUCAUAUAACAGGGUUAAUGGUAUUCCUACUUGUGCUGAUCCAGACCUGCUCAAAGGAGUUAUCAGAGGACAAUGGAAUCUUGACGGGUAUAUUGUCUCCGAUUGUGAUUCCAUUGAGGUUUAUUAUGACAGAAUCAAAUAUGCAGCCACACCUGAAGAUGCAGUAACCCUGGCCUUAAAAGCAGGUUUAAACAUGAACUGCGGAGACUUUUUGCCAAGGUAUACAGAGAAUGCAGUCCAGUUAAACAAAAUUGAAGAAUCUAUUGUAGACCAAGCCUUAAUCUACAAUUAUAUAGUCCUCAUGAGGCUUGGUUUCUUUGAUGGGGAUCCAAAAUUGCACCCAUUUGGAAAUCUUGGACCAUCAGAUGUAUGCAGCGAAGAACAUCAAAAGCUAGCACUUGAUGCUGCAAAGCAAGGGAUAGUCUUGCUAGAAAAUAACGGAGCUCUUCCUUUGUCUAUAAACGCCACAAAAAACUUGGCUGUUAUAGGACCAAACGGUAACGCUACUGUGGCUAUGAUUAGCAUCUAUGCUGGUAUACCUUGUAAAUACACUACACCUUUACAAGGACUGCAGAAGUACAUCUCAUCAGUUACAUAUGAGGCCGGGUGUCCAUUUGUGAAUUGCACUGAUGAAUCGCUUAUCGGGACAGCAACUAAGACUGCUGCUACGGCAGAUGCGGUGGUAUUGGUGGUGGGGCUUGAUCAGUCUAUAGAGCAAGAGGGCUUGGACAGGGAGAACUUGACAUUGCCAGGAUAUCAAGAGAAACUAGUAAAAGAUGUAAUUAAUGCAACCAACGGAACGGUGAUUCUCGUUAUAAUGUCUGCUAGUCCUAUCGAUAUCUCUUUCGCCAAGAAUGAGAGCAAGAUUGGAGGGAUUCUGUGGGUAGGCUAUCCUGGUCAAGCUGGAGGAGAUGCCAUAGCUCAGGUCAUAUUUGGAGACCACAAUCCUGCUGGGAGGUCCCCCUUCACAUGGUAUCCAAAAGAGUACUCUGAUCAAGUGCCAAUGACAAACAUGAACAUGAGAGCCAAUGCAACUGAUAACUUCCCUGGAAGAACCUACAGGUUCUACACAGGAAACUCAUUGUAUGAGUUUGGUCAUGGACUGAGCUACUCAAAUUUCUCAAAGUUUGUUAUUUCUGCUCCUUCUACAUUACUAGUCCCAUUAAAACCUUCUCUCAACCCAAGUAGCAUUCUCUCAGUUUAUUCCUCCAAACAAGACCCUUAUCCUAAUGGCCAAGCCAUUGAUGUUUUAAGCGUAAACUGCACCAAAUUGCAACUUCGUCUAGUCAUUGGUGUGAGAAACAAAGGGCCAAUGGAUGGAGAUAACGUGGUGCUAGUAUUUUGGAAGCCACCUAAAUCGGCAGAAAUAACAAGUCCACCAAAUAAGCAACUCGUUGCAUUUGACAGGGUGCAUGUGAAAAAGGGCAAAACAAAUAAUGUAACUUUGGCUGUGGAUGUAUGCAAGGGACUUAGUCUUGUGGACAGUGAAGGACAGAGGAAGCUGGUAACAGGAAAGCAUACGUUUAUGAUUGGAUCUCCCAGUAAGCGCCAAGUGAGGUACCAUUGCAAUGUUAGGCUGGCUCAAAAUGUAAGUAUGGGAGGAUUCCCAUCUAUGUAA
Dovyalis caffra is the source of this 2385-nucleotide messenger RNA. The record is from the annotation of a GenBank genome assembly. NCBI's taxonomy places the organism in Eukaryota, Viridiplantae, Streptophyta, Magnoliopsida, Malpighiales, Salicaceae.